GUUAGUCCAGGACACACCUGCCUUCAUUAUCUACACAAUAAAUAAACAAAAAUUAUUAGCACCUCAGGUAUCCCCCACCAGGGCGUGGCAGGAACCGGAUACUCAUCAUCAUACUGACCGUCGCCCGAGACGGUGUAAUCGACAAUGUUCUUGUCGUGCUUUGGGUCUGGCCGCCGUCAGAGGUCUGACGAGGAGCAGCCGCUCCUUCCUCAAUAUGACGACGACACGUCGCUGCAGAGGCGUCUGCAUGAGAAAUUACACACGUACCAAAUGCUACGGGCCUUGUCUAAGGGUUUCAUGCCAUCCAACGAGCAGGCCAUUGUCAAUCUCCGCACUCUGCUUUCGGCAGACAUCCUCAACCCAGAUAACGACGAGCUGAGCGACUCGGGCCAGGCCCUCGCGCAUUACACCAAACAGUUGAUAACUCAGCUCGUUGGGCUUCUGCAGCACAAGAACAACAAUGAUCAGAUCCAGGACUUUUUCUGGUUCCUCGCCAAAGCGAGGCUCUCCGUUGACAUGGAGCACAUUGCCGAGCGCGCAGGCAAGGCAAAGGCAAAGGCCGAUACAGCUGCUGCCUACAAGAGCCUCCAGACUGUUGGCUCGCUGCUUCUUACCAAUUCUGACUUCCGCCUGUUUCUCUCGGAUCUUAAUGUUGUCUCUCGUGAGGUGUUCAAGGACACUGCGUUCGCCUUGUCUGAGGCAGCCAAAGACACUGGCAAGCGUUUGGAGCCAUCGCAGUCCGAGCAGGAUGCGGUGAAGGAGCCCGGAAACGAAUCGCAGAUCAAGCCGACUCAGCAAGACCUUUCAGAGCAGGUCUCGGAGGUUCAAAAUGCUUUGACCGACGGCGCAUUGACUGUGGUGAAAGGGGCAGAAGACAGUAUCGCAAGCAAACUCGAGGGCCAAGAGAAGGACACAAUGCUUCAACGUUUGAAGCAGGCUGUGCUGAAACUCCGACAGCGUAGAGACUAUUCGGAUUCGGUUUCCACCUUGUCGCUACUUCUAAAACGCUACGCCAUGGUGUACUCGCGCAUCGCUCGUGACACACUGCAGGCCGCCGACGAGGAUGUCGAUCGCAACCCCGAGACAGACCGGGCUUUGUGGAACUUUUGGAUCUUCGUCAAAUCGUUUGGCGAGCCCAAGGAAUGGGAGGAUCUUGAGGCGAGGUUCAACGAGGUCAUGGAUCACGGCCGGAAUGAUCCAGAGUUUGAGAGCCUAAUUGGCGCGUUGGGGGAUGCGACGCAAGAGAUGUUUACUGACCCGUCUUUCUUCGACCACGCAGAGCAGCGUUUCCAGGACCUUAGGGAAAAGUCCCGCCAGCUCGUGUCUCGUUCUUCCUUGCGCGACAGCAUAGACGGCCUGUUUGCCAAAGUGCAGUCUACGUUCUACUCGGUUCUCAAUGACAAGGAUGUGGCCCGCAUCCUCAAGACCACGGCUACCAUUAGCAAGAUCCUUUCCCCAUCGCACCAGUACACCAACACGGACCUGAUCACGGAUUCCAUGAACGUUUUUGUACCGUUGCUCAUCCAGUCCAUCAACUACAUUCCGAUCCCACGACUUGAAAUUUCUACCCCUGAGAUCGACCUUCUGCUGGAGAAUCUGAUCCUGGAACCUGGCGUAACAGUCAACCACACGUCUUUCUUCCCGUAUAAGCUACGGAUCGAGACGUACAAUGAUCUAGAAAUCCGCAAGGCCAGGUUUCGGACGGCCUCGGCUGUCAAGAGUUUGGUCAGCAUUAAGAUAAGCGGACUUUCCAUCCGUGCAGAAGAAGUCGGCAUUUGGUUCCGUGCGCACUCGGGGCUACUCCGACUAGCCGACGAGGGAAUUGCCUCGUUUGAACUCGACGAGAAGGGACUCGACGUUCAGAUUGACGUUGAGGUCGGUAAGGACAGGCUCGAUAGUAUCCUCUCUCUCAGGAGUGUUCGGGUUCAUAUACACAAGCUCAACUAUACCUUGCGCAAGAGCAAGUUCAGCUUUAUCGCGUGGAUAUUGAAGCCGUUCCUGCGGCCCAUCAUCCGCAAAACACUCGAGGUGCAGAUUGCAGCAGCCAUUAGUCAGUCCCUGCAAUUCGCCAACCGCGAACUUCUCUACGCACGGGAGAGGCUUCGGGCCACUAGAAUCGCGGACCCCGACGACCUGCGCACAUUUUUCAAGGCCGUCAUUGCCAGGCUCGCGCCCCCCAAUGACCCUGAUCUUUACACCCGGGUCGGCGUCGCCCAGCCUGGCCGAGGCGUAUUUGAGGGGGUCUAUGCCCCAGGAAGUGUUGUUAAGCUGUGGAACGAAGAAGCCAUACAAGCAACGCGGAGAAUUCGCGAGAACCAGAGGGACGGUUGGCGGAAUGAUGUUUUUGAUGUACAUGCUACAUUGCUGGGCUAAGGGGUAGGUUACGGCGGCGGAUAUAAAACAGUCAGAGACAACAGCCGCACAGAGAUUGACAUGGUUAUGUACCUUGGAAAGGUGUCGAUGAGUUUACGAGAUAUACAUAUACCCAGUUACUGGAGCUCUCUCCGGGUCUAGAACGCUCACGCCUCCGCUAAUUAAUAUUCUCACAUCCUUCAAUCGCUGUUCGCUCUUCUUUCCUUUAUAUCACCCACUCGUUUCACGACUUCUUUCAGGAGUGUUGUUUAUGUUAUAGUCGUUGCUCGACGUUCAAGUCCCUAAUUUCUCCAUUUGUAAGAAACAACCGACCUGAAAGUCAUUAGACUAGGGCUCAUUCCGGAUUACGUAUAGAACGGAAGUCAAGUGUUUCUAACGGAUGGACUACAUCAGCUCUUCAAUAAUUGCCUUCCAAAGGCAUUUUCCU
Molecule: messenger RNA, 2800 nt
Organism: Lasiosphaeria miniovina
Lineage: Eukaryota; Fungi; Ascomycota; Sordariomycetes; Sordariales; Lasiosphaeriaceae
Exons: 2
Coding region: 145-2373 (742 amino acids)
Molecular function (GO): lipid binding
Source: RefSeq, a predicted model, not a curated record